UUGUUUCUUUUGAGCCACAUCAGAAGACUAGAUCAGCAAAGAUGAAGUUUGAGAACCUGUUGACUGAGGUUGGGGGGUUUGGAAAAUACCAGAUCAGUAUCAUCGCCCUUUUGGUGAUUCCGAGAGUAACGCUACCAUUUCACUUCCUGUUGAACAACUUCAUUGCCGCCAUCCCAUCUCAUCACUGUGAUAUCAGCUCUCUGGAUGCUGACGGGGUCCUUGGGAAUCUAAGUCGAGAAGAGAGACUGACUGUCAGUAUUCCUGCACAGGAAGAUGGGACACCUGCUUCCUGUCACAUGUUCUCCCAUCCUCAGUUCCACCUGUUGGCAAACUCUUCCAGCAGCUCAGAACUUCCUGUAGUUGAGUGUCAGAACGGAUGGGAGUAUGACAACAGCACAAUUAAAUCAGCCUUGGCUACUGAGUUUGGAUUGGUGUGCGACAGGAAAGGUCUGAAUAAAGCCACAGCCACCAUCUUCUUUGUUGGUGUGAUGGUAGGAGCAGCCAUUUUUGGCUGGCUGAGUGACAGGUAUGGUAGGAAACGAAUGCUGAUGGUGGCUUACCUGAUAGCCAUUUCGUUUGGGGUGGCCAGUGCAUUUUCCAAGUCCUUUAUUAUGUUUGCUAUAAUGAGGUUCUUCACUGGAAUGGGCCUUACGGGCAUCAGCAUCAUCUCCAUUGUCCUGUGUGUAGAAUGGGCCGAUAUAGCACACAGGACGAUUGCUGGAGUUAUAAUAAGUUUUGAUUGGUCUAUCAGCACUAUGAUAUUGCCUGGCAUUGCUUAUCUCGUCAACGACUGGAGGCCUCUGGUCAUCACAGUAACAGCUCCUCUCAUACUGGCAGUGAUCACAUGGAGGUGGAUCCCAGAGUCAGCACGAUGGCUUAUAGCCAAUGGACGAAUGGAAGAGGCCCAUUUUUACCUGAGCAAAUGUGCCUCAGCCAAUAACAGGCAACACAACCUCAGAGAUAUCAAACCAGAGACCCUUGCCAAUGUUAUAAUUGCUGAGGACAGAGGUGACAGGAAGUACUCGUAUCUGGAUCUCGUGAGGUCUUCUAAGAUGAGGAAACUGGCUAUGCUUACUGGAAGCACCUGGUUCGGAGUGGCAUUCACUUACUACGGCAUCAGUUUGAACAUCAGUGGUUUUGGGCUGAACUUGUACCUGACCCAGUUUAUUUAUGGUGCCAUAGAACUGCCAUCAAAACUGGUGGCCUAUUUGUGUCUUGAUAAACUGGGCCGCAGGUACAGCCAGGUGGGCACGCUGAUUACAACAGGGGUCUGCAUUGGCAUCACCGUCCUCAUUCCCAGAGAUUUGUGGCUGCCCCGUACAGUCAUUUCUGUGCUGGGUAAAGGAUUCUCAGAGGCCUCCUUCACAUGUGUUUUCCUCUAUACCACUGAGCUCUACCCAACUGUGUUACGGCAGAAUGGAUUAGGCUAUAGCUCAUUUGUUGGUCGUGUUGGCGUUUCUCUUGCACCUCUUGUGAGCCUUCUGGACGAGGUCUGGCUGCCUCUGCCACAGGUCCUGUUUUGCUCUGUGGCUCUCAGUGCAGGUCUCCUUGCGCUGCUCCUCUCUGAGACCCACAAUGUGCAGCUUCCUGAGACUAUUGAGGACGUUGAGAAAACUAGGAAAAGAUCAGUGUGUUCACAACUUGGAAUGGAGCCUUACAAGCAGACAAAGUGAAACUGUAGAGAAGAU
This is a messenger RNA of Sinocyclocheilus anshuiensis, 1688 nucleotides long. RefSeq names its product solute carrier family 22 member 7b, tandem duplicate 1 (gene slc22a7b.1). Gene Ontology annotation, biological process: transmembrane transport. Bases 42 to 1673 code for a protein of 543 amino acids. Gene Ontology annotation, cellular component: membrane. Gene Ontology annotation, molecular function: transmembrane transporter activity. The record is from RefSeq and is a predicted model, not a curated record. NCBI's taxonomy places the organism in Eukaryota, Metazoa, Chordata, Actinopteri, Cypriniformes, Cyprinidae. The transcript has 10 exons.